UUCAGUGUCACGAGUCGGUUUAUCAACCGGCUCUUCGGUCAGUUCCACAGUUCCAUAGCGUAUGGCACUCUAUUUCCCGGUUCAGUGUCACGAGUCGGUUUUAUUAACCGGCUCUUCGGUCAGUUCGUCAACACCAGUCGCUUCACGUGACGUCGCAUUUCGCUGAAAACACACUCGUGACUUCUCUCUUCGUAUAUACUGUCUCUGUUUUUUUCUGCGUGAAAAGUUUACCAGAGCAGAAUGGCCGCCGUGCGAGCAGCAAAGCAAGCUCUGAGGAAAGAAAUAAAGCGACGGGUCGCAGCGUUGAGUGACGAGGAGAAACAACGACAGUCUCGCGUGCUGUCCCGGCAGCUGUUCAGCCACCCCAACUAUGUGUCAUGUAAGAGGAUUGCGGUGUUUCUCAGCACGGGGGAUGAGGUGAGCACUGAGGAAAUCAUCAAAGACGUGUUUAAAUGUGGUAAAAGCUGCUUCAUUCCCAGAUAUCAGAGCAGCAGCAACCAUAUGGACAUGUUGAAGCUCAACAGUCUGCAGGACAUCGAGACUCUGCCUCUGACGUCAUGGAACAUCAGACAGCCUCCUGAAGAUGACAUCAGCAGAGAGGAAGCACUUUCUACAGGAGGUCUGGACCUGAUCUUGAUGCCAGGCCUGGGUUUUGACAAGUCGGGGAAGCGUCUGGGACGGGGGAAGGGCUAUUAUGACACCUACUUGGAGCGCUGCAUCAGACACCCAAAAGGAAAGCCCUACACCAUCGCCUUAUCCUUCAAGGAGCAGCUGUGUCGGGAAAUCCCAGUCGACGACAAUGAUGUGCUCAUAGAUGAAGUCCUGUAUGAGAAGGAGGAGUAAUCAGUCAUCAGUGGUGGUCCGUGAACUCAGUUUUGGGUUCUA
Etheostoma cragini (Arkansas darter) is the source of this 885-nucleotide messenger RNA. It is a transcript of the gene mthfs, whose product is annotated as 5,10-methenyltetrahydrofolate synthetase (5-formyltetrahydrofolate cyclo-ligase). Gene Ontology annotation, cellular component: mitochondrion. Lineage: Eukaryota; Metazoa; Chordata; Actinopteri; Perciformes; Percidae. The transcript has a single exon. Gene Ontology annotation, molecular function: 5-formyltetrahydrofolate cyclo-ligase activity. The record is from RefSeq and is a predicted model, not a curated record. The coding region runs from base 241 to 843 and encodes 200 amino acids. Gene Ontology annotation, biological process: folic acid-containing compound biosynthetic process; tetrahydrofolate interconversion.